Messenger RNA from Neohortaea acidophila, 1269 nucleotides. RefSeq lists its product as uncharacterized. The transcript has 2 exons. NCBI's taxonomy places the organism in Eukaryota, Fungi, Ascomycota, Dothideomycetes, Mycosphaerellales, Teratosphaeriaceae. Bases 248 to 1090 code for a protein of 280 amino acids. The record is from RefSeq and is a predicted model, not a curated record.
GGCCAAGGAGAACGACAUCGAGAACGCCAAGGAGAAUGACAACGAGAAGGCCAAGGAGAAGGACAACGAGAAGUCCAAGGAGAAGGACAACGAGAAGACCGAUGGUGAUGAGAAGAGCGCUCUGGACGAUGUGAAGGCUGACGCCGGCGAAGCUGGUGCGACUACGAAGGAGGAUGAUACGAAGGAGUCCGAGGAGCCAUCAGCCCCCGCUGACGCUAUUGAGACGGACAAGAAGCGCGAGCAAGCCAUGCCCUCCAACAUCCUUGAGAAAGGUAUCAUCUACUUCUUCACUCGCGGCCGUGUCGGCGUGGAAGAUCCCGACAGCGUUCAAGACCUCGCUCGCAGCUACUUCGUCCUCCGCCCUCUUCCGGAUGGUGCCAAGAUUACGGAUGGUGCGGUGCAAGACAUCGGAAACAACCGUUUGAUCGCGCUUCCAAAGAAAGUCUGGCCCAAAAGUGGAAAAGACAGGUUCAUGUGCUUCGUUGAAAAGGCGAAGACGUCAAUGGAUACGCUCAAAGAGGAGUUCUUCCAAGGCUCGGAGUACUCCACCAAGACUGUCGGAACUCGUCAAACCCCAGAAGUCACCCCUCUUGGCGAAGGCGUGUAUGCAAUCACCUCCACCGGCGGUGGCCAAGGCACCAGUCACCUGGCAUACAUGCUUACGAUCCCCUCGGAGCUCGGCGAAGUGCAGAAGGACGUUGGCCUCGCAGCGAAAGGAAGCUUCGCUCUCAGCGUCAAGAACCCCGAGUCUUCCGGCUCGGGCAACGCGCAACUCCCCAACGCGGCAGAGUACCCCAAAGAGAUCAUCGAGGAGUUCCGUGGUCGUGGAUGGAUGCCGGCGCACCCCAAGCACAUCGACUACACCAACGCUUCGAUGCUGUUGAUCGGCGAGAACUUCGACAGCAGCUCCAAUCUCGAUCCCACCCCCAAAGACGAGGAGGACGACACGAAAGCGACGCCGCAGGAGGAGCUGGAAAAGUUGCAGGACGAGGAUGAGUCGCGCGUCGAGAACUUGAAGGGAGACGACACCAUCUUCGAAGACCUGGGCAUCUCCAGCAAGGAGUACCCGAAGGUUAUGACGACUUGGUAGUCGUGCUCGAAAGGACUUCUACCUGACCGAAUAGCUUCAUGGUGAGCGCUACAAGCGUUGCCGCGUCGAAUAGGAGGACAGCCGGCUCUCUUGCUUUGUGGUUCAUAUACCAUAGCUCGGAUGUAACAUAGCAGCACAGUCAUAGCGAUGAGACAAUGAGUCAAAUGAAACAAGUAUAA